UACAUCUAACCCUCUUGGACGCAAUAACUACACAUAUAACUCAUUUUAACUGCAAUCGCUGUCACCCCUUUCCCCUUUCUCGUUUUCGUUGUGUCAAAUAUAUGUACAUAUAGUUGGGUCGUUGGCCAAGCACGCAUACCAAUACGCAGCUGCAGCGGUGAAUUUUUUCGUCUCGCUUUCGCUCUUCACCGUUGCUUAUCUUUGUUCUUUUGUUUGGCGCGCUUGAUCCAAACCAAACACCAAGUGACGCGCUACCCUGUUUUCGUCGGGUAUAUUCGUUUGGUGUCAGUAGGAUCCAACUAUCAAUUAAGACAAAGUCGUGCCUCGGAAAUCAAUUUAGCGUCGAUCAUUGUCGGUGCAUACGUACAUAUACACAACAUCCAUUCUUCAGAACUGCAGCGGUGACAUUUUUCGUUUUCGCUUGUCACCAGUGCAGUUCGUUGCUGUUCUUGUGUGGUUUUCGUGUACGCGCCAGCCAAGCGACGCUCUACCCUAAAUUUUUCACCUCGUGUGGGUACAAUUACCCAUUAUUUCAUUGAGUGCCUCAGCAUUAAAUACGAUUAUUAGAAACGAUCUUUCGCCUUCAGUUGCUUGUAUUGAGAAUCAAUAUGACUUCAAAAGCCAACAAUAUUGCCCUUGAAGAGCUGAAGAAAAAGCGCAGUUGCCGUGUCAAAGGCAUUCGUUUAUUAGCGGACCGUUUAGAAGCGGGGGAUAUUCCGCUGGUAUUGACGGAGCUCGAGUGCAGACUCGAAACGCUGAUGCGUAGCAUUGACACGGCACGCGAACUUCAAGAGAAGAUUGAAGAUAUAGACAUUGACGAUGAAUUUGAAGUCGAGUUGGAAGAACUCUCAAUUGUCACAAAGGCAAAAUUAAUGUCUCUCAUUUGCGCAUUAAAGACAGCUGAUGAGACAAUACCGGCAGUACCAGCUUAUGGUGGCCCAACUCGUGCUCGCCUUCCGAAGUUAGCUCUGCCGCAGUUCAGCGGCAACUUUUCGGACUUUAAAAACUUCAUAGGUUUAUUUGAGACUCUAGUUCACAAUGACCAAAGCAUUCCAAUUAUCGAAAAGUUCAACCAUUUGCUUUCGUGCCUCUCCGGUGAAGCGUUGGGAACAGUUAGGGCUUUCCAAGUAACCGAGACCAACUACGAGAAAGCAAUGGCUAGCUUAAAACGGGUCUACGAUAAUGAUUGUCUGAUCUUUAAAAAUCACAUUGAUGCCCUAUUUAGUCUUCCCAAAAUGACCCAGCAAUCAGCAUCGUCCUUAAGAAACCUUAUAGAUACCGCCUCAUCCAUAUAUGGUUCGUUGUUGUCGAUAGGCGAUGAUAAAAAGAUCUCGAAUGCGAUGAUUAUUCAUCUCGUCUUGAGGAGAGUCGAUCCGGUGACCAAAGAGAAAUGGGAAGAACAGCUCGAUUAUGACAAACUGCCACUUUGGACGGACUGUGAAAAGUUGCUUAAUCGCAGACAUCAGCAUCUUUCGGCCGAAAAUUCGGACAAACCAAAGCAGGAGCAGAAAGCUGUGCCAAGCAAGACGCAUAAUCGGAGCUCAUUCGCUACUGCAAUGCGAAAGGCCAUUUGUUGACAGAUUGCAGUCCAUUUGGUCGGCUGGCAGUAAUGCAAAGGUUCGAAUUCGCAAAAACUGCAUCCUUGUGCAUCAAUUGUCUGCAGCUAGGCCACUCUGUAGUACGAUGCAAAGCUAAGAAGUGUCGAGUGUGUGGCUGCUCACACCAUACCUCAUUGCUUAGAUACACAGUGGUGAAUAAAAGUCUAGCGUUACCAUCACCCCCAGAGAAUUUUUCUCCUCCUCCCAAUCAGAAUCAACCUUCCACUUCGCAUGCUCUCCAUGCGACAGCUAUGGAUAG
Messenger RNA from Drosophila miranda, 1857 nucleotides. RefSeq lists its product as uncharacterized. The transcript has 2 exons. Bases 609 to 1577 code for a protein of 322 amino acids. The record is from RefSeq and is a predicted model, not a curated record. NCBI's taxonomy places the organism in Eukaryota, Metazoa, Arthropoda, Insecta, Diptera, Drosophilidae.